Messenger RNA from Hemibagrus wyckioides, 8197 nucleotides. It is a transcript of the gene znf513a, whose product is annotated as zinc finger protein 513a. The record is from RefSeq and is a predicted model, not a curated record. The transcript is spliced from 3 exons. Gene Ontology annotation, biological process: regulation of transcription by RNA polymerase II. Gene Ontology annotation, cellular component: nucleus. Gene Ontology annotation, molecular function: RNA polymerase II transcription regulatory region sequence-specific DNA binding; DNA-binding transcription factor activity, RNA polymerase II-specific. The coding region runs from base 5188 to 6804 and encodes 538 amino acids. Lineage: Eukaryota; Metazoa; Chordata; Actinopteri; Siluriformes; Bagridae.
CCUGGACGUCUCUGUGAGAUGGUUGCAGUUCCAUCUAUUUAAAAUUUUUGUACCCCUUUUGCUACAGUAUUCUGACUGAUAAGUAAAGCUUUGCUGAUCUUCUUGUAGCCUUCACCUUUCUGGUGUAAAGAAAUUUUCUUUCUCCAGAGACUUUCAGUGAGGUGUAUUCAUUUUUGCAUCACCCUAAUUUUGUUCUCUAAGUUAUAUUAUUAACCUUACUUUCAUGUUAUAAGUUAAACAGAUGUUAUAUAAAACUUAGUCUUGUCAACAUUUUGGAGAUUGUUUUUGUGUUCAUUGAGAUACUGCAUAGAAUGUUACUUUUCAAUGGGGGGGGUGUACUCAUUUACGCUGAGCACUGUAUAUGCUAAUAUUAAAUGUCUGCUUGGCAGUGAAUGAAUUCUAUAUUUGAAUAACCUUAUUGUUAUGUAGCUGUUUCUAUUCACAUGCUACGUGAAUGUGAUUUGAAUAGUUUAAAGGUUUCAGUGUACAGGAUUCAGCUAAUAUGGUGAAUGUCAUUAAUCACUUAAGGACAUGUAAUGUUCAUGUGAUCUUGCAUCCGGAAGCAUCUCCUGGACUUCUAAGAAGAAGAAGCCGUUAUUUGUCACACAUACAUUUCAACACAGUACAUCACACAGGAAUCUGGGGUCAGAGCACAGGGUCAGCAUGGUGCACCCCUGGGGCAGAGAGGGUCAAGGGUCUUCUUCAAGAACCCAGCAGUGGCAGCUUGGAAGUGCAGGGUCUUGAACCUCUGACCUUCUGAUUAGUAACUCAGAGCAUUAAGCAUUUGAGCCACCACUGCCCCAAUCACAUUCCUGAACUGGUAUUCAUUGCCAUGAAUGGAAACAAUCUGCCUGAGUCUUCCAAAUCUCACCAUCCAUUUGAGGCAGCAAAUCUGUUCAACCAAGGUUUCCUAACAACCAUAUAAGUAAAAGCAGUAAUCCAGGUCUUACUGGCCAUCUUGGAAUCACAGUUAGAACUCUGUGGCCUAGUUGGUUAAUCCUGGACAGACUCAGAAUUUACUCAGGGUUUAUGGCUUCAUAACACUCUGAGCUACCAAUGAGCCAAUCCUAAAGCUCCUUUUGCAGAGUCUAAGAUGUGGCAUUUGGAGUCCAUUUGUAGGCUGAUAAACCACAUCCAGAAACAGAGAUCAUUGAUGUUGCUGCCUUCAUUAGUCCAUCUUCAACAGACAGCUGAUGGCGCAUAUCUGUUAUGAUCAUGACCAUAAUUUCUGCCACACUUUGAGAUCGUGGAAUGACUACCAUUCUUAGUGAAUCUAGCCUCAGGUCCGUGAGCUGUAUGACCUGCUUUGAAACUCUUUCCUCUGUGUUCUCUGUGAGUCUAAACACCACAUUGUGAGAGAGGAGAGUGGAUAUUUUCCAGAUGGCCUGCUCCUUGGUGUAUGCACCAGGAGCCAAGUGUCCAAAUAUGGCUGUAUCCUGAUGGCAAUGUCCAGCAGAGGAGACAAAUCCAUUUGUUUGUUGUAAACAUGUACAGUGUUACGGAAAGGGGCCAUAGAGCAGGCCUUUGAAUGAAAGCAAACUUUAUGAAACGUCUGCAUUCUCAGGCAACAGAAGCAUAAACCAGGCAGAAUUUAUGGCAGAAAUAAAGCUGCCCAGGUUGCGUCGCCAGAAGUGAUUUGUCAAUCAGCUCAUUUAUAUUUAACAUCUGCACACUGGAGUGAAAAAAGGCUAAAGUGUGUGUACAUUUUCACUAAAGCGUGCAGUAGUGAUGUCAGCAUCAAUGACGGGCAUAUGGUCAAAUCUGACUUGCUCAUUAUUCAUCACAAUGGCCAAAGCACAUGCCAAGGUGCCCAGGCACGGAUGGGUUGGAACCUACCCAAAUCCCCCAUGUUAAUAAAGACUUUGGAGCAGCAAACCCAGCCAUCACAGCUACCAUCAGAAAUGUUCAGCAGUCUAUUCUAUUCAUUGCACCGUUCAUCUGCUAAGGGAUGAAUAGAAUGACUGACCCCAGAGCUGUGAGGAGGGCAUUGUUGAGAAACCUAAAGUUACACAGCAUCAGCUCCUGGGUCAUUGAAUUCCCAGCCAUGAUGAGAGUUGGUUCAUUGAGGUGAUUCCUGCAGAGAGAAACUCUACUGCUUUUUCUCAGUCACCACUGAACCUGGGCAUUUGUGAUAGAGUGAGGGGGAUUUGGGUAGGAUUUGACUCUGGAACAGGAUUGAAAUCUACCAGCUGAGAGAUUCGGUCUGACUUAGAAGAAAUCCAGGCAGUCAGGGACUAGCUCAAUGCAGUGCAGUUAUACAGGAAAACUAACUCGAGCCUAAAGAGUGCUCCAGAGCCUUCCAUAAACAAUGCUUAUAAUAUAGAAGAAAAACACAGACUUUCACAGGUAAAAAAAAAAAAAAAAAAAAAAGGAAUGAGCGAUGGCUUUCCCCAGCUCUGGAACGUGAUUACAGCCAGCUGCUAAAUGGAUAGCAGCGUAAAUGUGUUUGAAUGUGUGUAAGAUGUAAAAAGGAAAUACCUGAGGUAUGGUAGCAGUAAAUAUAUCGCUAUAUACAGCAUCAUAACUUAAAAAUGUAGCCUUGGCAUGUGAGCACAAUUUGGUAGCUAAGUUUGACACAGCACCCUUGAUUAGAAGUGGUGAAAUAAUAGUUUCAUAGAAAUGCAUCAGGUAAUUCCAUACAGGAAGAAGGGGAUCCUGACCAGGAUAAAGCUGAAAUAACAAAAACAGUAAUAAUACCAGGACUAAGCACUGUAUAAUAAAUCUGAUGUGGCUGUUCUACAGUUUAAUACACUGUGCCCUAAUUAGUGGCAAAAAAAGGUAGGUGUAUUACAGUAAUCCCCCAUUUAUCCGCGGGGGUUACGUUCCAAACCCACCUGCAAUAAACGAAAAUAUACACCCCCAAAUGCUUUUUAUUUAAGCCGUAAAUUAGCCUCCAACACUCUUUAACCACACACAGAAAACAUUUGCAAGCAUACAGCGAGAUGAAUUUUGGGUAAAUUCGUAGAAAUAUCCCAUUUAUAGUGAGUACUGUAUGUAUGUAUGCUUCUUGCCAGAAGCCUUAGAAGGUGCAGAGUGUUUGGGCGACAUAAUAGGGCUUGCAUAAAAAACGUAAAAAUACAGCGUUCAUAGAAUAACACGAAACACUCGGGACAGUGACACGCGAAAAACUGGGAUGCUGGAGAAUUCUGCUUCCCUUUUUCCAACUGCACGCAUAGCCAGCAGCCAAUCACAACCGUGAUUAAAUGAAUGGGGCAUUCCGAUUGGCCGGACUGUAUUUUGAUUUUUCAGCAUCCCCGCACCACGCUUUCCUAAACAACGCUACGCUGUACAGUAUUUGAUAUAUUAUUAACAUUUUACUUAAUUUUAAUUAAUGUUUAUAUUUUGUAAUUAAUAAUUAUAUUUUUUAUUAAUAAAUUACCUUAUUUCAACAUAAAAACAAUUCACUAUAAGGUUUGCGGAUACCGCGAUAUCCCGGGAAAAUCCGCAAAAGAAAUUAGUUCCAAAAUAUCUAAAAAAUUCCAAAUAUGUUCCAAAUAAAAAAUCUGCGAUAUACCGGGACCACGAUAUAUGAACCGCGAUAUAGAGGGGGAUUACUGUAUAAAAUAAAUGAUGCAUAUAAAUCAAAAAAUAAAAAUAAUAGUUAUUUUUUUUUAAAGAAUUUUCAUUAGCACUGCUUUUUUUAAAUAAUAUUUUAGACAUCCAUAAGGAAUAUUUUGAAUGCAGUAAAAUUGUAGUGUUCCAUGUCGUGUUGCCUUUUAACCCUUCCCCGUUGCUCAUACAUACAUACGAGGAUGCACACAAGACUUCUGUAGAUUUCUUUGGUUCUCCAUUGCCAUUGGAAAAAAUAUGAGAAUAUGAAAUUAAUCUAUCUUUCUGCACAAAAGAGUCUGAUCGUUGCUGACCUACAUAAAUCAAGUAAUGGGUUAAUAAAACAAGAUUACAAAAGCAUGUAAAAAUACCAGUGAGCGCAAUUGUGAUGUAUACACAGUGUAUGUGAGCAUACAGUCUUCUUACGAUUUAGCUGAGUGUCAUGGUUAAUAAUCAAAUCAACACCGCUUUUGUUAAAUAAAUAAAUAAAUAAUUAAUUAAUUUUUUUUUUUUUAAAAAUGAUGGAUGUCCUACUUGAGAGCAUCCUAAAAUGCAGUGCAUGAAUUUCACAUAAAAUGAAAAGCUUUAGGUUAUUAAUGUUCCAAUGCUGCCAUGUGGUAGUAUAAUUCAGCUCAAACCUGGUUGCCUCUGCCAAAAGGUUCAAACAUAGCCACAGACUGAGCUUUCACCAUGAUGAUGAGCCAUAUUAAUGAGUAUAAAUUUAAAAUGUAUACAAAUCAGUGACUAUGAAUCAGUCUUGGGAUACUGUGGUCUGAACUAAAGAAGAAAAUCCACGUAUACCUAAGUAUAAAAUAUUCUACAUGGAGGAGUGGAAUAAGAUUUCUCUAUAAUUGUCUUUAGCUGUGUUAGUACAGGAAGAGACCCAGUGCUCUUAUUCUCUCUGGAGCCCAGAAGGGACAAAAUUAACUCCAUAUAUAUAUAUUUUUAUUAUUAUUAUAAGCAAGAGGGAGCGAGUGAUGCUGUUAAUAGCAUGAUGAUGAUGAUGAUGAUGAUGAUGAUGAUGAUGUGACUUCUAGGGUUUAGACCUACACUUCAACCCAGUGGUCGAUCAAAUAAUCACGCAAACCAAAAGCAAGUUAUAGUAAGUAUGGUGUGAUGAUGGGAAGGUCUGAAUAGCUGAUGUUUUCUUUUUCAGUUUUUUUUUUUUUUUGUUUUGUGUUCCCAAUGAAAAUAUCAGAAUGUAAUGUUGGGGUUUAGAUGGCAGAAUACAUUAAGGGGGGGAGAGACUUAUUUUCAUGCACAGCUGAAAGAGUGCAGCAUUCUGUCAGAGCGUGCAGUCUGAAAAUGGCAAAUCAGAAAAGAAGCAGUGUGCUGCCAUUAUAAGGGUCAUCAAGACAGCCAUCAUCAUCAAGGACACCAUUACAGGAAGGCAUUUAUACAUCAUCAUCAUCAUCAUCAUCAUCAUCAUCUCCUCUCUCUGCCUUUAUCAUCAUCAUCAUCAUCAUCAUCAUCAUCAUCAUCAUCAACCCCUCAUCAUGAUCAGCACAGCCAUUAUAGUCAUCAUCAUUAUCAUUAGGCUGGGUAAUCAUCCACCGAGGGUUUCUUGCAAGCCCAAUAUAAAGGCCGACUCAGGAUCUCGCACUCAUUUCCUCCGUGUGUGUGUGAGGAGAGAGCUUCAUGAGGGAGAGAGAGAGAGAGGGCCGUGUUGCAGGCAGCCAGCGUGUUCUGUGCUUGCCGUAUUGUGUAUUUGUUUCUUAUAAGGAUACUGCAACAUCUUUUAACUCCAACAGUUUCCACCUGGGUGACGAAGAGAGCUCCUCGUUCAGCCACCUCAGCAUGGAGAGUGACACCCACGACCUCCGCGCCGCUGAGAACGAGCGCGAGGGUGCGAGACCCGAGCCUGCGUUCCCUCACUACAUCUCCUGCAGAGGCUGCAAUCAGCUCCUUGAUGAGGAUGAGCACGCAUGCCUGCGCUGCUCUAAAUGCGAUGGAACCAGCAUAGGGGACAGGAGUGUCCACAUAGGAGCACAGUCUUUGCACAAAGGGGCAGAUGGAGAGGGAUCAGGACCCGAGAACGGCCAGCAGAAGCUAAACUCCUGUCCGCUCUGCGGCUUCUCGUCGCGUUACACCAACCAUGUAAAGAGGCACAUGAAGACGCACAACGGCGAGAAGCCAUACCGCUGCUCACUGUGCUCCUACGCCUCGGCGCAGCUGGUCAACCUUCAGCGCCAUUUACGCAUCCACACAGGAGAAAAACCCUACAAGUGUGAGCACUGCACGUUCGCCUGCAGCUCCCUAGGCAACCUAAAGAGGCACCAGCGCAUGCACACAGUUGCAAAUCCUGCUCACAUUACACAACAGCGAAUGCACACUGCCAUAAAUCCAGCCCAAAAUGCACACCAGAGUAUGCACGCGGUCGCAAAUCCUGCACAGAAUUCGCAGCGGAUGAUGAGCCAUAGCCUCCGAGGUCCUGUCGGAUGCCAGAGCCUAAAAGAGGACGCUCCACGUGCCUCGAGGGAAGUGCUGCAGUCUUCAGAAAUGAAAGGGAGCUUGAGCAUCGGCAGUGACAGCGGAUAUCUCAAGGCCUUUGCGAGGCUGAAGUCAGAGCAGCAGCCGUGCACCCGAGCCCCGCCUGGCAUCCUGCCUCCUCUGCUCUUCCCUUUCACGUGCAGGCUGUGUGGCCUGGUGCUGGAUGGUGAGGAUGGGUCGUCGGCGCAGAUCUGUGCCAAGUGCACCCUGGAAAUGCUGACUAAAGACGCAGCAGGCAGCGCCAGCGAGCGAGGGCACCGAGGGGACAGGGUGUACACGUGUGCCGCCUGCCCGUUCCUCACACACUACCCCAACCACCUGGCACGGCACAUGAAGACGCACAGCGGCGAGAAGCCCUACAAGUGCCCACAGUGCCCUUACGCCUCAGCCCACUUUGACAACCUGAAGCGGCACCAUCGCGUACACACGGGCGAAAAGCCCUACAAGUGCCACCUGUGUGACUACGCCUGCGGCAAUCUGGCAAACCUGAAGCGGCACCAGAGGGUUCACUCGGGUGCCAAACCUUUCCAGUGCAGCGUGUGCAGCUACAGCUGCAACCAGAGCAUGAACCUGAAGAGGCACAUGCUGCGUCACACAGGCGAGAAGCCACACAAGUGCCACGUGUGCGCGUACACCACAGGCCACUGGGACAACUACAAGCGUCAUCAGAAGAAACACGGGGCAGGAUCAGACGAGUGGGAUAAAGUGCCGAUGCCUGCCAAUGAGGAAGAGGCAGAGAUUGAUGAUGAGGAGGAGGAGGUGUAACCUAGCAACAGGAGGAACAACUGUAUUAUGAGCAGAUAUUUAAAAUUGAGAUGAAGUGUUACAGUUACCAGCAUAAGCUUAGUUCUUGUUUUGUUUUUCUCAGAUAGUUUCAAGCUGCUAAACAGACUUGUGCACAAGAUUGGAAAUAAAAAAACUGUUUCCAUUUCCUUUGUGUAGGGUUGAAUGGAUAAUUCAAGACUCUGGAUACACAGAGUGCCCUUGCUUCGUCAGUGCCAUACAGACAUUUUGUAAUGCUACCUAGAUGAAAUCCAAUUUCUCCUUCAUUGUAUAUCUUGCACGAACGUUCAUCGAUCUGCAGCACCCCAGAGCUGUACGUACUUCCUAACUGAACCCUCUGAGGCCUUUGCUGCGCAAAAAUGGAUCGGUGUUAAACCUUCACUACAUCCCUUUACAGUGCCAAAACUUCCCAAUCCCAACCACUGCAGCUGUUGCAACUCUUCAAAAUGUCAUGGUGUUGCUCCUCGGUUGUAUGUCUUAACUGUGAAAUUAUGUCUGUUGUUAAACUAGUGAGUAGUAAGUGUUAGGAUGUCAUGAUUUAUGUAAAGCACUUAUUUUUGUAUGUGUUUGUUAAACAAAAAAAAAAAAAAAAAAAAAGAAGAAUGUUUGGCAUGCAUUUGCCAUCAGUGGCAUUAACUUAUAGAAAAGGGACCAUGAAUACCAUAUGCAGUUUAUAACCUUCAGGUUGCCAAGAAACGAUCGAGUGCUCUCUUGUAAUUAUGCAGUCGUUUCAUAAUUGCCUUAAAUAUCCUGGAAUAAAAGUACUCUGUGGUGAGACUCGUCUAUGAUGUAGAAUGAAAUAAUUUAAUAGCUGAGCAAAGACAUGGAAACGCUGAACCUGCUGCUUCAUGGCCUCUUUUUAAGCAGAACAUGAUCAUGAAAAGUUACUAGUUUUCUUGUCUUUUUUUUUUUUUUUUUCUAUAGGCGUAUGGGGUCAAAGGGGGAGGGUGGAGGUGUUGAAAUGGCUCCCAGAUUGAGGUUUGGAGCACAGAUUGUGGUAGUAAACUAACCUUUGUGUGAUCAUUCAACAUCAUUAAAGUGUCUGGGGUUUUUGAACCAGCCUGCAUGAAUAAUAUACACUGCGGUUCUCCGAUUUUGUUUUUUUUUCCCCUUCCCAGGAGCGUUUUUCUACAUGCAAUAACGUGAAGCUGUCAAGGCUUCAUUGAUUUCUCAGGUGCAGCUCAUUGCAGAAUGUCAUUCUUCAGGAUUUCCCAGGAAUUAAUCACAGAAUCCUUUCCCUGCUCUAAUCAUUCACUUCCACACAGGAAGCACUGCUGAUUGGGUGAAGAGGGUGUGAGAGCAGGGAAAUGGUGCAGGAACACAAAUCACACCCCCACACCAUUCAACACUAUACAGUCCACCCAACCCCCCCCCC